CGCACGUCGAACGUGCAGAUAAACGGAGUUUCGUUAUACAAAUCGUGCAUUGUUUGUUCGAUUGUUGAAAAAUCGAGUGGUUAUUAUUUAUAAAGGUUUGCCUUCCCGGAAAGCCUCUCGAUAAGAGCGCGAAGACGAUGCGUGUAUGUGUGUGUUGCCGGCUUUGGUGUUUGUGUUGUGCGUCCGUGAGUGCUGCUAGCCAAUGAUACUACUCCGAUGCCUCGCGCGGAGAACAAUAACACUGCUGCUGUCGGCUUCUGGCACUUGGUGUAAACAAACACGGCUCGCGUCGUGCAAAAAGGCAUCGCGUGUCUCUCGUCUUUUUUUCUUCGCUCCCUAGCUCGAGCAAAGCACACGAUCGACGACACCGUUGUGUUGUGUGCUUCUUAUCGCCUCGCGAAAGGAUGUGGUAAUCGUACUUGCAAAAACGAGUCAUCGCUUCGACGACGAGCGACAUUAUAACUCAUUUUUUCUAACGGUAAAAGAGUUUAAUAUUCUCGAUAGUUUGUUCAGUGCAGCGAGGAGGGUUACGGACAGCACACACAGCCAUCGCAAGAUUGGAAGAAAACUCAGGAGAAAAGUAUGAAAAUGUUGCCCAUCACUACGAGCGAGUUAUCCAAAUCCAGAGAGUAUCAGAGUUUUCGCAGUUCCAUACCGCUGAGAAAGAUAGUCGUUGACUCCGAUGGUUUGAAGGGGUGGAAAGUCUAUGAUUCAAGUCCAAAGUCAAUCAAAUGUCCUCUAGUGUGCCUUCCUCCAGUAAGCGGAACAGCUGAUAUUUACUUCAAGCAAAUCUUAGGGCUGUCUGCUAAAGGAUACAGAGUUAUUGCUGUUGAACCUCCUGUUUAUUGGGAUGUUAAAGAAUGGUGCAAUGGUUUCAGAAGACUUUUGGAUUAUUUGCAAUUAAAAAAAGUUCAUCUGUUUGGUGCUUCAUUAGGUGGCUUUCUUGCUCAGAAAUUUGCUGAAUAUGAUACUCAAAGUUCAAGAGUAGCUUCGCUAAUUUUGUGUAAUACUUUUUUGGAUACAUCAAUUUUCAGUUACCAUGACUCUGCUGGCAUGUUUUGGAUCUUGCCAUCAUUGGUUCUUAAAAAAAUGGUUAUGGGUAAUUUUAGAACUGAUAAAGUAGAUAAUGAAAUUGUUGAUGCUAUUGACUUCAUGGUUGAAAGGCUGGACAGCCUCUCUCAACAAGAUUUAGCAUCAAGGUUGACCAUCAAUUGUAUAAAUUCGUCCGUUCAAACUGAAAAAAUACGCCAUCUACCCAUUACAAUAAUCGACGUUUUUGAUGAAUAUGCCCUAUCCAAUGAUGUCAGAGAAGAUAUGUACAAAUCUUACCCAAAUGCUAAACUAGCACAUUUAAAAAAUGGUGGUAAUUUUCCUUACUUGAGUAGACCAGCAGAAGUAAAUUUACAUUUGCAGAUUCACUUGAGACAAUUUGAUGGAGGCGAGUUUGCUGCAUCUUUCAGAGAACAAUUUAUUGAGAAGGAAUCAUCAUGAAAAAUAACUAUCAAGAACUCAAUGUGAUAACCAAAAAAGAACUGUACUCUACUUCAAUCGUCAUGAUUUAAUACUAAAAGAAAAGAAUAUUUUAUAUACUUCGAGAGUAGAGUAUGUAAAGUUUUGUAUAUAUUUUUUAAGAAAGUCUGAUAAGACAAAGUGCAUAUUAGUCAUUCAAUUCUUUUAAAUAUUAUAUAGCAAAGCUAUCAUUUCAAUGAAAAAUACUUCAUUAGGCAUUCCAGAAAUUACUUAUCAAUGAUAUUAAAUUGUUACUUAAUGGUUUAUUAGUAUUAAAAAAACUAAAUUAUUAAUUUACUUGCUACUAUUUUUAUGUUACUGCAUUGAUUAUUAAUAGAUAGUAAACAGAUAAAUUUUAAUGUUUUUUAGAAUAUGAAUGUAAAAAACUUUUGUACCAUCAAAAAAAGCUGUAUGCGUGAGGGCACAAUUUAAUGUGAGCUAAAAAUAGGAUAGAAAAGAUUUUUUUUACUUAGAGAAAAGAGUUUUCGUUUUAAUUAGUUUAGGAGUAGCCCAUCUGGUGAUCAGAACAAAAAGGUUACCAUGAGUUACAUUAAAAGUCAUUAACAAACUUAAUUUAGCUUAAUUGUCGGUUAAUGCAUUGUUUUUUAAAUUCUUAAGUAUAAGUAUAAGGUAGACAUAAAUUACCAAAAGUCAAAAUCGAUAUUAUUUUUAUAAAUAUGCUUGAAUUCAAUUCUAAGCAAACAAAUCUAUUUUUUGUUGAUACAUUUUUUAAUAAAAUUUCGCCAUGUAAAUCGUC
Messenger RNA from Trichogramma pretiosum, 2266 nucleotides. RefSeq names its product maspardin-like. NCBI's taxonomy places the organism in Eukaryota, Metazoa, Arthropoda, Insecta, Hymenoptera, Trichogrammatidae. The transcript has 7 exons. The coding region runs from base 583 to 1491 and encodes 302 amino acids. The record is from RefSeq and is a predicted model, not a curated record.